UGCCGCCCUACAUGUAAACAGAGUGGUGUGUGGCUUUAACCAGUCUCCGUAUUCACAGGCCAACCCUAGAGGACCUGCUGGGCAGCGACGCCCUCAGCCCCAACACUGCCUUCCACGCCCUCAAGUGCACGAAAACCUUCCUGCAGAAGUCGGGGCAACUCGACAGUAUCUAACUCCCGCCCAGGUGACAGGACGGCCAACACAACCAACGACUCCUGAUAACAACUACCACUGACGGGGCUCUAGAGGCUGUGGGCCCACAGCCUAACUAACCCCAUAAAACACCCACGAAGAAGAAGAAGAAGUGGUGUGUGGCUGGCCGCGUGGUCUGUGACACCCUCAUCCCCACCCUGGCCAGGGCGCGGCGCCCCACACAGCAGAACACUUCCGGCCACGACUCCACUCAGGGCCCCACACCAGCCCCAGCCAGGCUCCACACCCUCAUCCCCACCCUGGCCAGGCGCGGCGCCCCACACAGCAGAACACUUUCUGCCACGACUCCACUCAGGGCCCCACACCAGCCCCAGCCAGGCUCCACACCCUCAGCCCCACCCUGGCCAGGGCGCGGCGCCCCACACAGCAGAACACUUCCUGCCACGACUCCACUCAGGGCCCCACACCAGCCCCAGCCAGGCUCCACACCCUCAGAGAUGGCAGAAUAAAAGAAAACUGAGUAUUAGACAUCUGGUGAGCUGCAGGAAGGGUUGGGGGCGAGGCUGUGUAUAUAUGGCUAAAAGUGUUUGCAAGACACUCCGCCAUGCCACUGGGAUCACUAACUGUUGACCCGUGCCCCAUCAGGACGUCAUUGUCUCCAGUCGUGUGGUCCAGUGAGUCACCGCUCUACCGCACGACAGUGACCCCAAGGAAGUCCCGGUCCACAGCAGGGAUGUGGCCACCCCUGGCCACAGCCCCAAGUGUUCCCUGGUGGGCCAUACUCACUGAGCUCCUCCUCCUCCUCCUCCUCCUCCUCACCCUGCUGCCGUGGAAGGACAUGAAUGAACCCUCAAACCUCUGGUCCAGGAGUCACCACAGCUGUCAGCAGAACAACUUGGAGCGUCCGCCCUUCCUGCCGCCAGUGGUCAGAGACUCUCUCUUCUGCCACACGGUCUGCAUGUCGGCAAGGCACUACAUCGGACUCCACUACAACCUCCACAACCUCUACGGAUUGUCAGAGACGAGUGCCACCAACGCCCCCGGAACACCUCGCUCGACCUACACUCAUCCCGAGCGAGGCUUCACACUACCCGCAGCGGAACGCCUCGAACGCCCUGCCCGAGCUCCACCGGCGCGAGUGGGGGGGCCCUGACGUCAGCAGCCGAAGCAACCUCGGACGUUGGUGCGCUGAGGACGGGAGACGACUCCAGGACUCGGUCGAGCCAGCUCGCUAGGCACUGGCUCCCCUUCACCACCUAACGAGUCCUCCACCUGACGAGGCUGCUGCCGCGUUACGCCCGGCCCGGCACUGCCCUCCAUCACUCAGCCGUAGCACCGCCGCGGUCUACCCGGGGAAGACACUGUUGGCCCCGAGACCAAAUACCCGGGCCGCCCUUGAUGGCCUUACCACGCCGGCCUGCCUACCUGUCUCCCGUGGGCUGUGCGAGCUGAAGUGCAUAUU
Eriocheir sinensis (Chinese mitten crab) is the source of this 1615-nucleotide messenger RNA. RefSeq names its product lysosomal alpha-glucosidase-like. Gene Ontology annotation, biological process: carbohydrate metabolic process. Gene Ontology annotation, molecular function: alpha-1,4-glucosidase activity. Lineage: Eukaryota; Metazoa; Arthropoda; Malacostraca; Decapoda; Varunidae. The record is from RefSeq and is a predicted model, not a curated record. The coding region runs from base 758 to 1306 and encodes 182 amino acids. The transcript is spliced from 6 exons.